This is a messenger RNA of Actinia tenebrosa (Australian red waratah sea anemone), 1313 nucleotides long. RefSeq names its product protein FAM228B. The record is from RefSeq and is a predicted model, not a curated record. Lineage: Eukaryota; Metazoa; Cnidaria; Anthozoa; Actiniaria; Actiniidae.
GAAAGAACAGACUUUGAAUCAAGAGCCACCAARAACAUGUAUACAACAUUACUAGACAAUGAAGGCUCAUUUGUCAAGGAUGUUCAACGAUACCUUGACCACAAGACCUUCCUGGACAAAAGAAAGAAACAAAUGCUUCAUAAAAAAUGGAGUGAACGUGUGUUUAUACCAAUCCAGCACCAAAUUGAUAAUGAAAUGAAUGGACAAAACUACAAGAAUUUAGAUAAAAGAAAACGACAAUUGCAUAAAGAAUAUUUAGAUUACAGUAAUAAGAAGGGUGUAGUGUUCCUUGAUGUGAUAUCAUCUGAGGAAUAUGACCCACUUCUCUUGAAUGCCAACCGACCAGCACCGCUCAAGGCUAUAACUCAUGAAUUAGAUGACUGCUUAAUAGCCCAAAGAAAAACCGAAAGAAAUGAAGAUAGAGCUGUGAUUCGAUGUGCGACUGGUGAAAUUAAAACUGACAAAGAAAUAGAAGAGCUUUAUCUUCCUAGUCCUCCUAUGGUACCCCUCGGCAGACAUGGUGUGCAGUGUAAAACCUGGCUUAGGAUGCAGCUUCAUGAUAUUGAUAGUGAUGUACGAAAACGUAGUGGACAAAGAAUGAUUGGCACUCAAAACCAUGGCGCUAUAGACUUUGAAGAAAUCAGCCAAUCCAAGGCAUCCCCAGAACUUCUUGACGUCGAACUCCGUGCACAAAAGAAAAGACAGUACCCCGAAAAACAUGCUUCAACUGUGGACUUUGAAUGGCCAGAACUUCCAAGCAUAACGAAGACCUCUUGUCACCCUCGAAUACCCAAUGUAUUACCAUUUGCUAGUAGUUUUGACUACUAUCCUGAGUAUUUUAAUCUCAGCGCUAGUUUUUAAAUUAAUCAAUCACUGAAUUUAAAAAAAAUAGUUUAUUUUCCUUUUUGCUGUAGUUUAUUUUAUAUAUCUUUUUUCGUGGGGAUGUACCUAUGGGCAAAAAAAGUUUCCAAUGCACUCCCGGAAAAUCUUGAAAUUGAGAGCCUUGGAAAUGCGAUUUCUAGAGUUUUGAGGCUGGACAUUUAUGGCAUUUUAACAAGGAAACUGCCUCCCUUGCCUGAUAGUUGCUACGGCCUUUCAAGAAAACAGCUUUCGUGAAAAUAAAACGGUUUUAUCCUUCAAAAACGUCAAAUUAUUAUUGAUGACCCUACACUCUGUACCCCAAAGUCUUGCCCCUGCCCUCCCCCCCCCCCAAAUACAAACGUACUUUCCCUAAUUAACUUGAUAAGCCAACCCCCAUAAUUUUUCUUUAAUCUAAAAUUAUUUUAAACUUAAAUUUGAAUUGCUUUGUUGGU